AUGUCUUCGGCCGGAGAAAGACAACAGAAACGAAAUCAGAAAGCAUGCACGACGUGUCGUCAAGUGAAGUUAAGAUGUGACAGCCAUGAACGUUUCCCAGCUCCAUGCACCAGAUGCCUGAAGAAGAAUAUCCAAUGUCGUAUAGAUCCGGACUUCAAGCGAACUCGAACUAGGAACCGCUUAGAUGAAGUUACUAAUCAGCUCAAUGCCAUUCAGAAGACCCUUGCCGACCAGUCUCAACGAGGGCCUGCGUCAGUACCGGAUAGUUCAACACUUGGACCAUCUCUUGCAGUGGAGACCACCAAUUUUAAUGAGGUAGAUCACACUUUCUAUCAGUACAGCAACAUUGAUGAUCUCCCGGACUCACCUCUGAUCCUCAACCUUGCAUCUUUGGAGGCUGAUCACGUGAAAAGUCUAUUUUCUCACUUUGAAAAGUACUACUAUCGACACUGCCCAAUACUUGAUACAUCCAUGUCUUUCUCGUCAUUACAUCAAUCAUCGCCAAUCCUGUUCUGGACAAUCAUCAUAAUCUCCAGUCGUUGGCACCCUACUCUCCAUGUCCAGUACAAUCUCUUUCUUGAACCAUAUCGGCAUCUUCUUGGACAAAUGCUAGUCAAUCAAAUUUUCUUUCUGGAAACCAUUCAAGCUCUGACGCUUCUUUCUUUCUGGCCACUUGCCGUUCCACGCCAAGUUGAAGAUCCAAGCUGGAAUUACUGUGGCCUCAUCACAAACGCCGCUCGCAAACUGGGACUCGACAAAGCCCGACCAAGUUCUUCUGACUCCACCUCGGUAACAAAACAUAAAACCUGGGUUGCCAUCGUACAGGCAAACUGCUCCCAUGGGUGGACGUCUGGCGUGACAGUUUCCGCGGAAUUGCUCAGCUCUGUUGGAUCUACUUCACCUAAUUGCGCCGCAACAGCCGAGAUGGAAUUCUUCCUGAAAGCUGAAAUACUGAGGAAGCUCGCGCGAUACUCUUCCAUGAUCAUCAACUUCAAAGCAGACAUGGACUCGUUGCCAUUUGUGCAAGGCUUGUGUACGGAUCUCGAGAACUCAAAAGACGGCUAUGAAGAGUACUGUUCCAUGGAGACCGACAUUGUUAUUCUUGGAGCACAACUGUGCAUCUAUGCACUACACAUCGACCAAGAGAGGAGAAUGUCGUCUGUUCCUACCAGCAGCCGAACUUCGCUUAAAGACAAAUUCACAGCGAGGCGUGAUUGCAUCAAUCUAGCCUACAUGACCGCAGCCAAACUUGUUCAUCAUUUCUCGGAAAUGGUUGGAAACAAUGUCGGCUCUGUCAACGAACACGAUCAAGCCUCAAUGACUCUGCAGCGAUACCUCCCCAAGCAUUAUUUUGGACUUCUUUUACUGUCUAUGGUAUUCAUAUAUCGAACGAAGCUACUGCAAGCCUCUAGUACGAAAAGUCUUCCAUCAAACCCAGAAGCGCAUGUUAGCCAAGUCUACCAGCUACUCAUUUCAUGGUCUCGGGAGCCUCUCGAUGAACCUGCACGAGCAGCGAGGGUCAUUCGUGUUAUGCUUGGAGCUGAGACACAAGGCCAACUCAAAAUACAAGAUUCUAAUGGUGAAGGAAGACCUGGUAUUUCCUUCUUGGACGAGAUUAUAAAUACAGCACGAGAAAUCCGUCAGCGUGAAGAAACAGGUGUAGAAGUGCUUCCUAGUGAAUCUGGGAAUGUAACUCUACCUGGAUCGGAAACUUAUCCUACCAUGCCUGAUUUUCAGAGUCUUCCACUUGAAUCAAUUCAUGAUCCUUCUCUGGAGUGGAGCUUUCCAUGGGGCCUGGACCUUUUGUCUACGGAGCAGUACAAUUUUGACAUCAACAAUUUUUACAACGGAUUUAGCUGA
Molecule: messenger RNA, 1860 nt
Organism: Mollisia scopiformis
Lineage: Eukaryota; Fungi; Ascomycota; Leotiomycetes; Helotiales; Mollisiaceae
Exons: 4
Coding region: 1-1860 (619 amino acids)
Biological process (GO): regulation of DNA-templated transcription
Cellular component (GO): nucleus
Molecular function (GO): zinc ion binding; DNA-binding transcription factor activity, RNA polymerase II-specific; transcription cis-regulatory region binding
Source: RefSeq, a predicted model, not a curated record